Penicillium crustosum is the source of this 234-nucleotide messenger RNA. RefSeq lists its product as uncharacterized. The coding region runs from base 1 to 234 and encodes 77 amino acids. The record is from RefSeq and is a predicted model, not a curated record. The transcript has a single exon. Lineage: Eukaryota; Fungi; Ascomycota; Eurotiomycetes; Eurotiales; Aspergillaceae.
AUGCGCGGUACAACAAAGUGGGAGUUCUGCAAGAAGCAAAACGCCGAAUGCAGUGGAUUUAGCCAUAGCCAGGACGCCGAGUCAGCUUCCCAGCCUUUUGAUCGCUCUGGCACGAUGGUCGGACCCAAAGAAAUGUCGAAUGAUUCACUCUAUGAUAGAUGCGGGUCUGGGAAGGACAAGGAAGAUGAUGCUCUGUGUGUCCAGCAAGGACAUGGAACUUGCUAUGGCCGCUGA